CCUGUACUGCCCAUACAGACUGCACAGACACCACUGCCCUGCCUGCACUGCCUGUACUGGCUGCACUGACUGACUGCACUGCCUGCAUUGCCCUGUCUGCGCUGACUGUACAGACUGCACUGCCUGCCCAGAUUGCACUGCGUGCAUUGCUCUGCCUACACUGUUCUGUCCUACCCUGCCUGCCCGCACUGUCCUGCCUGCCUGCCUUGUCUUGCCUGCCCUGCUCACACUGUCUGCACUGCUCUGCCUGCACUGCCUUACCGUGCCAGCACUGCCUGCACCAUUCUACCUCUGUCCUGCCUGCACUGCCGUUCCUGCCUGCCCGUCCCCCCUGCCCUGCAUCCAGCCAUGUGCCCAAGGUCCCUACACACCUUCCCUCACCCCACAGCCGAGCAGCCCCUGCCUGUCCUCUGCCCGGGACGCCGGAGCCCCGGGAGCUCUGGGCUGGGGCCAGCCGCCCCCGCAGAGCGCUGGCCCGGGGCCUGGGGCUGGGAGCCCCGGUGCUGGGCCGUGCCGGCAGUGGCUGCAGAUCUCAUCAUGGUGGGGGCUGCCCCGGGGGGGCACCACGGGGGCCAGGGCUGGCCGUGCCGGGCAGGCAGAAAGCGUCCGGCAGCGGGAUGGCGGGGAUGGCACUGCCCCUCUGCCUGAUCCUCGCUGUCACCCUGCAGGGUGGCCUGACCCAGGUGCCAGGACCCCUGGCCCGCCCCGGCCCCGGCCCCCUGAUCCUGCGGCUGCGGCGCCUGGAGGAGCAGGUGGGUGCAGGGGAGGGGGUGGUGCUGCCCAGCCUGUGCCAGGGGGGCACUCAGCAUUUUAGGUUGGGCAGGGACCCGGCACGGGGAUGUGGGCUCACCCCACCUCAUCCCACUCCCUUGCAGUUUCUCCGGCUCCAGGAGGUGACGCUGAGCCAUCUCCAGAGCAUCGCCAGCAACUACAACAUCUCCUAUAACAUCGAUGGGCGCUUCCAGGCGCUGGCAGAGCAGGCGGAGGCGGCUGUCGCUGCCCGGGCCGCCCUGGGUGCUGAGCUGGCCCGGCUGGCCACCACCGGCCGGCGGCUGCACCGCCGGCUGAAGCGGCUGGAGGGGACAGUGGGUGCCCUGAGCCCCCUGCACCGCCCGGCCACCCACCCACCGGGUGCACCGGUGGAGGCUGGCACUAAGCCACACGGCCUUCUGGACGCUGCCCGGAGCCGGGACAGCCACCUGGAGGAGGAACCAUGGCGCCAGGCUGUCCCCAGCACCCCCAGCCCUCGGCGCCCAAAGACGAGGCGGUGGCAGCAGCGCCGGCAGGAGGAAGGGCACUGGCUGCCGGCUGAUGCCAGGCCUGGUGGAGCACCCGCGGAACAUGCAGAGACUCCUCGUGAUGCAGCACUAGCACCCCAACCCACGGCACUGGUGCUCCCCACCGUGACCACGGUCCCCCGAGAGCAGCUCCCAGCCCUCCAGCAGCCAGGGGAGGGCAGGUACGGCCCCCUUUCCUCGGUGCCCACCUCCCCCGCCUGCCGCACCGGUGCCGUGCUGCUCUUCCCCAACAGCUCCGCCAAGCACGGGGCUGUCCUGGCGCUGGGGCCACACCGGGGGCUGCGGGCACUGUCACUCUGCUCCUGGCUGGCCACUCCAGCCCCCCGCCUCGGUGCCCUCCUCUCCUACUCCACCCAGUUCGGGCGCAGCGAGCUGGCCGUGCGUGGCCAUGGUGGGGAUCUCCCCGGCUCCGCACGCUUCAUCCUGGGGGACGGGCAGUUCCGGGAGCUCCCGGUGCAGCCGCUCCUGGAUGGCGGGUGGCACCACCUGUGCCUCACCUGGUCCUCCGGCCAGGGCCGGUACCGCUUCUAUGUGGACAGGCGGCUGCUGGCAGCCGGCUCCGGCUUCCAGCAGGGCUACGAAAUUCCCGCUGGGGGCUCGCUGGUGCUGGGCUGGGAGCAAGACGGCCCCAGCAGGGACUUGGGCACUGCAGGAGCUUUUAUGGGUCACCUGGCUGGUUUCGCUCUCUGGAGACGGGCUCUCCUGCCCGGGGAGGUGGCCAGGAUGGCGACUGGGCAGGGGCUGCCCCGUGGCCCCCUCCUCACGCUGGGCGAUGCCUCACUGCAGGGCGGGGUGCGGAGGGUGGCGUGUCCCUGCCUCCAGCACUGCCUGCGACGAGCCUGGCAGCAGGAAUGGUGCCGGCUCCCAGCGGUCACGGCUGGCUCACGGUGCUGAUGCCGAGCUGGAUCCUUCUGGGGUGAUGGGACGCCCGGCAGAGAGGACAUCCUAGGACCGGGACCACCGGAGGUGGGGCAAAGGGAAAGGGGCCUUGGCAGCCCGUAUGGCACAGGUGGGACCAAAGCCGGAGGUCGCCUGCUCCCAGAGGAUGUACAGCCCAUCCUUCCUAUUAAAAUGCUCCCGACA
Molecule: messenger RNA, 2381 nt
Organism: Pseudopipra pipra
Lineage: Eukaryota; Metazoa; Chordata; Aves; Passeriformes; Pipridae
Gene: PTX4
Product: pentraxin 4
Source: RefSeq, a predicted model, not a curated record